Messenger RNA from Orycteropus afer afer, 1879 nucleotides. The record is from RefSeq and is a predicted model, not a curated record. Lineage: Eukaryota; Metazoa; Chordata; Mammalia; Tubulidentata; Orycteropodidae.
CCCUGCGGCCGCCGGAGCAGCUCCCGCGGCGGAGCCGGAGCCGGAUGGUCAGAGGAGCCCGGCAGCAGCAGCAGCCGCGGAGUCGCCUGGUCCCCAGACUGAGUGGCACAGUGGAGAAACCACCUCGAAAACGGAAAAGCAGGACUGAAUUUGCUCUUGAAAUCAUGUCCUCUGGAGGUGCUGAAGAUGACAUCCCGCAGGGAGAAAGGAAAACAGUUACAGAUUUUUGUUAUCUCCUGGAUAAAUCUAAACAGCUAUUCAAUGGGCUAAGAGAUUUGCCACAAUAUGGACAGAAGCAAUGGCAGUCCUAUUUUGGAAGAACUUUUGACGUUUAUACCAAACUCUGGAAAUUCCAGCAGCAGCAUCGGCAAGUCCUGGAUAAUCGGUAUGGCUUGAAGCGGUGGCAAAUAGGGGAAAUUGCUUCCAAGAUUGGGCAGCUGUACUACCAUUAUUACCUGCGCACAUCUGAGACCAGCUAUCUGAAUGAGGCCUUUUCCUUUUAUUCUGCAAUCAGACAGAGAUCGUAUUAUUCUCAAGUCAAUAAAGAAGACAGGCCUGAAUUGGUAGUUAAGAAGCUACGAUACUAUGCAAGAUUUAUAGUAGUUUGUCUUCUUCUCAACAAAAUGGAUGUUGUGAAGGACCUGGUAAAGGAAUUAUCAGAUGAAAUUGAAGAUUAUACUCACCGCUUUAAUACUGAAGAUCAAGUGGAAUGGAACUUGGUGCUUCAAGAAGUGGCAGCUUUCAUUGAGGCGGACCCUGUUAUGGUAUUAAAUGAUGAUAAUACCAUUGUUAUCACAUCUAAUCGUCUUGCUGAAACAGGAGCCCCACUGCUGGAACAGGGCAUGAUUGUGGGUCAGCUGUCUCUGGCCGAUGCCCUCAUUAUUGGUAAUUGUAAUAAUCAGGUUAAGUUCAGUGAACUAACUGUUGACAUGUUUCGGAUGUUACAAGCUCUGGAAAGGGAGCCGAUGAAUUUAGCUUCCCAGAUGAAUAAACCAGGAAUGCAGGAAUCAGCUGACAAGCCAGCCAGGAGAGAAAAUCCCCACAAGUACCUGCUCUAUAAACCAACCUUCAGCCAACUUUACACAUUCUUAGCAGCAUCUUUUAAGGAGCUGCCUGCCAAUAGCGUGCUUCUGAUUUACCUGUCAGCCACUGGCGUUUUCCCCACAGGUCGUUCUGAUAGUGAAGGUCCUUAUGAUUUUGGAGGUGUACUUACUAAUAGUAACCGGGAUAUUAUAAAUGGAGAUGCCAUCCACAAACGUAAUCAGUCCCACAAGGAAAUGCACUGCCUUCAUCCUGGUGAUCUCUAUCCUUUCACAAGGAAGCCCCUGUUUAUCAUUGUGGAUUCGUCCAAUAGUAUUGCCUACAAGAAUUUCACAAACUUAUUUGGACAACCACUAGUCUGCUUGCUUUCUCCUACAGCAUAUCCAAAAGCUUUACAAGAUCAAACUCAGCGAGGUAGCCUCUUCACUCUCUUUUUGAACAACCCUCUAAUGGCCUUCCUAUUUGUCUCUGGAUUGUCAAGCAUGCGGAGAGGCCUGUGGGAAAAGUGUCAAGAGUAUCUUCGAAAAAUCAACCGAGAUAUUGCCCAGCUACUGACUCAUUCACGUUCAAUAGAUCAGGCAUUUCUUCAGUUUUUUGGAGAUGAAUUUCUUCGCUUGCUUCUCACGAGGUUUAUUUUUUGUUCAGCCACCAUGAGGAUGCACAAGAUUUUUCGGGAAACAAGAAAUUAUCCAGAAACAUAUCCACAGCUGCCAAGGGAUGAAACAGUGGAGAACCCUCAUCUCCAGAAGCACAUUUUGGAAUUAGCAGCCAUUCUGGAUGUUCGAAACGUGUUCCUCGAGAAUACCAUAGAUGACUAUUAAAACAAAAACCCUCUUGU